This is a messenger RNA of Astrephomene gubernaculifera, 969 nucleotides long. The record is from the annotation of a GenBank genome assembly. NCBI's taxonomy places the organism in Eukaryota, Viridiplantae, Chlorophyta, Chlorophyceae, Chlamydomonadales, Astrephomenaceae.
CCUUGUCCUCUCCGGUAUGCAUACUCAGCUGGAUACCGGCAGCGUGGAUGCCGUUCACGACUUGCGUACAACAACACCAACUGUCCAAUCCCUUCCUAAUUCAGACUUUUGUCUCUAUUUGUAUUUGCUGCUUGUACGGACAACCAUGCAAGCCACAGACGUUCGGCCAAAAGUUGGAGUCGGCGUACUCAUUUUCCGAGGCACUGAUGUCUUAGUGGGCUGCAGGAAAGGUUCGCAUGGCACAGGCACGUACGCAUUGCCAGGUGGCCACCUGGAGCUCGGGGAGAGCUUUGAGCAGUGCGCCAUCAGGGAGGUAGAGGAGGAGACUGGUAUCCAGAUCCGUGACCCGGCUUUCGCGUACGCCGUCAACAGUGUCUUCAAUGAGACGACCCACUACGUCACCGUCUUCAUGCGGGUCGACGUGGACCAGGGUGUGGAGCCCAAGCUCAUGGAGCCUGACAAGUGCGAAGGCUGGUCCUGGGUGCCCUGGGAUGCCAUCCCGGAGCCCGUCUUCCUGCCUCUUAGAGCCCUAAAGGACAGCCCGUACAGGCCGUUUGGGUGAGGGCUCCGACCAGCCCACCUGAUGACCGGAUACAUCACCCACCACCAUCCAGUAGUGCAGUAUCUGUGAUACCGAUGGGUUGAAGGGUGAAGUUUCCACGUGAUGCGAGCAUGGCGUUCAGAACCACCCCAGAGCGCAUGUGUUAGCCCAGGUUAGCCUAUAGUUCUGCCGAACGGGUCUGGUUUCCUCUGGGCCAUUGUCUGGGCCAUUGCAGUCUGGGCCAUUGCACAUGAGGGCGCGCCGUUGGCCUGUAUGAUGUCCACUACGUUGUCGACCGUUAGCUGGUUAAGCCUUCACACAUUCUUUUGCACAGACGUUAUCAUCAAGAAGGCUUCGUGACGUCAUGGGCAGCUGCAUGCAGUUGUCCUUAUGCACGGUUAACCCCAACAAUGCCGCCGUCAGCUCGA